GGCCUUCUCUCACCACCUCCCCACCCUCCCUCUGCGCCUCCUACCCUCCCUCUCCCCCUCCCUCUCCUCGCUCGGGCUCUUCUCCUCCUCUUUCCCCUCCCCCGGCCCCUGCCUGUCUCCUUUUCCCCUUCCAUCCGUCUUCAAGGGAGCACCCGCCUGGUUCCCCUCCUGGGACACACCCGGCGCUCCUCAAGCUUGGGGACAGGUCAUUUCCAGAGCCUCGAGCCGCUCCUGACCUCCAGGGUGCAUGAGUGUCUGUGGAGGGCGAACUGGAGGAGGUGGUUUAGAGAGCGGGAGAGAUAACCAGCUGGCAGGCUCGCGGGUCAGGGAGGAACUGUGUGUGCGUGUGCGAGCACAGGCCUGUGCCAGAGUCCGUAGCCAGGAUGGAGGUGAUCGUGAACUUGUACCAGGAGAUGAUGAAGCAUGCAGAUCCUCGGCUCCAGGGCUACCCUCUGAUGGGGUCCCCCCUGCUAAUGACCUCCAUCCUCCUGACCUACGUGUACUUCGUUCUCUCACUUGGGCCGCGCAUCAUGGCCAAUCGGAAGCCCUUCCAGCUCCGGGGCUUCAUGAUUGUCUACAACUUCUCACUGGUGGCGCUCUCCCUCUACAUUGUCUAUGAGUUCUUGAUGUCUGGCUGGUUGAGUACCUACACCUGGCGCUGCGAUCCUGUAGACUAUUCCAACAGCCCGGAGGCACUAAGGAUGGUUCGAGUGGCCUGGCUCUUCCUCUUCUCCAAGUUCAUCGAGCUGAUGGACACAGUGAUCUUUAUUCUCCGGAAAAAAGAUGGACAGGUGACCUUCCUCCAUGUCUUCCACCACUCCGUGCUUCCCUGGAGCUGGUGGUGGGGAGUAAAGAUUGCUCCGGGAGGAAUGGGCUCUUUCCAUGCCAUGAUCAACUCCUCGGUGCAUGUCGUCAUGUACCUGUACUACGGGUUGUCCGCCCUGGGCCCUGUGGCUCAGCCCUACCUGUGGUGGAAAAAGCACAUGACAGCCAUCCAGCUGAUCCAGUUCGUGCUGGUGUCGCUGCACAUCUCCCAGUACUACUUCAUGCCUAGCUGUGACUACCAGUACCCAGUCAUCAUCCACCUCAUCUGGAUGUACGGCACCAUCUUCUUUGUCCUCUUCUCCAACUUCUGGUAUCACUCCUAUACCAAAGGCAAGCGGCUGCCCCGUGUACUUCAGCAAAACGGAGCUCCAGGUACCGCCAAAGUCAAGGCCAACUGAGAAACGUGGCCUAGCUAGGUGCCCACCUAAGUGCCUCAGGACUGCACCUUGGGCAGCAUCUGACGUCCUCCCCGCCUACACCGGUGACCUGUGACCAGGGCCCUGUGUGGUCAGGACUGAGCAGGGGACAGGCCCUCCCCUCCCCACAGCUGGCACACAGGGACCAUGGCUUCCGUCGCUCACCCGCUUCUCCCGGCCAGCUCCGAGGACACGGCCGCACCGCCCUCUGCCACUCCAGAGCCGGGGGCUCAAGGGCUGGACACUCAUCUUCCCCUCCAGGCCUUAAACUUGGGAGGGGAACACUCAGGACUGGCCCCCACCAGGGUCUUAUGGCCUUUUUCCUCACACUGAAGAGGUCAGCAAUAAUCUGUCACUCUGGACCCAUGACCCCUCCUUCUCUAGCCCACACUGAAGCAGAAGCUUCUUGACCAAAGGUCAGAGUGGGUGGGGGGCCUGGGACUACAGCCUGUGGAGGCUGCUCACUCACUUAGGUCUUCAUUAAAAGUGACAGAGGAAACCA
Molecule: messenger RNA, 1743 nt
Organism: Nyctereutes procyonoides (raccoon dog)
Lineage: Eukaryota; Metazoa; Chordata; Mammalia; Carnivora; Canidae
Gene: ELOVL1
Product: ELOVL fatty acid elongase 1
Exons: 8
Coding region: 384-1223 (279 amino acids)
Biological process (GO): fatty acid elongation, saturated fatty acid; very long-chain fatty acid biosynthetic process; sphingolipid biosynthetic process
Cellular component (GO): endoplasmic reticulum; endoplasmic reticulum membrane
Molecular function (GO): fatty acid elongase activity
Source: RefSeq, a predicted model, not a curated record